Molecule: messenger RNA, 2816 nt
Organism: Lotus japonicus
Lineage: Eukaryota; Viridiplantae; Streptophyta; Magnoliopsida; Fabales; Fabaceae
Product: F-box/kelch-repeat protein At3g23880-like
Exons: 1
Coding region: 1526-2584 (352 amino acids)
Molecular function (GO): protein binding
Source: RefSeq, a predicted model, not a curated record
AUGGGAGUCAAAACCAAUUGUAAGGAAAAGUUUCUGUAACUAAUUUCUUAAUGUCUAAAUUGGUUUUGAGUAAAAAGAAAUUGAUCCAAACAUGUUGUAUUAUUCUCUUUAUUAUUGAAGCCUAAAACAAAAUAAAGAAAAAUAAACGAGUGUUUCUUUCUUCCCUUCCUGAAUUUGAUUAGAUAGAUAAGAAAAUAAGUUCCAAGAUGAAUAUUAGCUCAUGUGCAUCAUCUGUUGCAUCAUCAGCCCCUGACUGAGCAUGUGAACAUGAUUAGUUUACUAUAUUGGCUAUGGGAAAUUGGGAAUGGGUUUCAGAUCUUAGAUCUUGGCAUUUAAGACAUGGUCUUGGAAGUUUGCAAAGCUUCAAUAUUUUAGCUGAUGAUAACAUGGUAGAGAGUCAGUUUAUGAAGAAGUACCUGACAUAGGUUCAAAAUAAAAAAAAUGUUGGUCACAUAAUGUAUCUUCCAGGACUUGAAAAAUUGUAUUUUCUAAAUUUGAUUUUCUGUGAACCAGCAGCUUACCAGAGACAUUAUUAUACCUUAGAAUUUCUUCAAGACACUAAUUCAAUUGAACCUUAUGAAGUUAUGAUCCACCGACGCAAUAGCACCUCAUCAAGGUGAUUCUUAUCGUGAUCCAAUAUUGCUUUCUUAAUCCAAUAUUUAAUUUGCAACUCAUAAUAACAUUUCCUAACUUGUGCAUUCUAAAAUUGGAAUUUAAUUAUUGUAUGAUCAAUAGAAAUAUGUCCUGAUUGAUUGUAUUUCCUAAUUUACUGAACGUAAAAUAGGAAACAAGUAUACCAUAAGUUUCUUGAGUAACCUAUGUUUUAGAAGGAAAAUGAUUAGUGAAAACGAGAUGGAAGAAAGGUAUUUUAGAAAAGGACUUGGGUUUUCAAGUUCGAGGUUGUACGGCUUUCGUCGCUUUCCGUCGCCACCGCCACCCUCCUAUCACUCGCUCAGUCCACAUUCACAGCGUCAGUCCCCACCAUUCCCCCGGUUCUCGCCGUCGGCAGCUGGGUUCGACACCUCCGUUUCCUCUAUUCAAGUGACUCCGAUGAGGUAAAGCCCUCCAAUCUCCAUGAAUAGUUAAGUUAUACACGUUUAAUACACACACUAGUGAAUACUAAUUUGAUUAACACACUCUAAACAAACUUAUCAUUCAAUAUUUUGACUCUCAAAUCAUUAAUCAUUUUUGAAUAUAAUUGGCUGGUUUUUCUAAGCUAUUCCAAAUAUUCAGUAUUGGUUUGGAACAGAGCGUUUAGUAAGCUCAAUUGUCGCUAAUAUUGUUAUUUAAUUAAAAUAGUGAAUUUAAUGAUUUAGCAAAGGAAUAUUGGUUUUGAAUUCGACUCUCAAUCCCUAAUGACAAAUGUAAUGUUUUGCUUCCCACCAUCAUUACCCCAAUAUGCACAUGACCAAUUGUGGUGCAAUAUUGGUUCUGAAUGGUUAUUUGAUCACACUUCUAAGCCUAUAAAUUGCUACUUUGUCUAUCUCACUUUCUAUUUCUAUGUUUGCUUAUUUUAUCUAAAAGCAUGGAGGCUGAAACCCAAUAUUUGCCUCAAGAAUUGAUAAUUGCAAUUUUGUUGGGGUUGCCGGCGAAGUCUCUUGUACGCUUCAAGGUUGUGUGCAAGUUUUGGCGGUCUCUUAUAUCUGAUCCCGACUUUGCAAGAUCACAUUUUGAACUUGCUGCUCCUAAACUCGUGUUCAAUAUCGGUCUUGGUAUUGAAACCAAGGACUUAGAUGGAUCGCUUCACUCUAAUCUUAUUUCUAAACCAAUAUAUUAUGACUUUUUGUCUACCUUCUCUCCUUUCCGAAUUGUAGGUUCGUGUAGAGGCUUUUUGCUAUUGUGUUGUAAAGAAAAACGCCUCUACUUGUGGAAUCCAUCCAUACAUGUCCACAAACCAAUACCUCCAUCUCCUAUAUGGGCUGGUCUAUAUGGUUUUGGGUAUGAUUCAUCAAAAGAUGACUACUUGAUAGUUAUACUGUCCGGGACUAAGGGAUCAUCACCUUGUUAUUCACAUGUGCAAAUUUUCUCAUUGAGAGCUAAUUUGUGGAAACUAACUCAGGCUGCAGAUUCUCCUCACUUGAUCAACCUCCCUAAAGGAGAACCCGGGUUGCUCUUCAACGCGGCCAUUCACUGGAUAACUUAUGAUUAUAAUAAAUCAAUAGAUGUUAUUAUGGCCUUUGAUUUAAUGGAAAGGGAGCUUUUAGAGAUACCAGGGCCAGUUGAUGUUGCCCAUAAGAUAUCUUGGCAAUUGUGGGUCCAUGGAGAAUUUUUGAGUCUAUCUUGCUUGGGAAGUGAUACAAUUGAGAUUUGGGUUAUGGAAAAAUACAAAAUACAAUCUUCUUGGACCAAGUCUAUUGUUCUAUCUUUGAAUGGCUUUGAUUGGCAUUCCCCAAUAUGCUCCACAAGAACUGGUAUUAUUGUUAUGGAUGAUACAACACAUUUUGAAGGAAAACUGGUGAGGUUUAGUGAUGAAGGAGAACAGCUAGAGCAUUGUGUGUAUCCUGGUUAUCUAGAAUCCAUAGUGCCCAUGUAUACAGAGUCUAUUUUUUCCUUCCCUCUCCCUGAUGUCUGUGAGCAAAGCUGAAGAUGAUGACUGACAAUAACAAAGGAGAUUGAUGCUUAUAUCUUGUGGCAUUAUAUCAAGUAUUAAACUAUGAGAAGUGAUAAUGAUGAGAAAAAUGGAACUGUUUGGAAACAGAAUUAGAGUCAGUAUGAGUUAUGUUUGAGGACACUGGUUACAGAAUGCUUAUGGGAGUUAGUACAUGAAUUUAGCAUCUUUGUUUUACUUCAUCUAUGAAAUUAUUGUUUUACUUGUA